Myxozyma melibiosi is the source of this 937-nucleotide messenger RNA. Its product is annotated as HotDog domain-containing protein. The coding region runs from base 26 to 892 and encodes 288 amino acids. The transcript is spliced from 4 exons. The record is from RefSeq and is a predicted model, not a curated record. NCBI's taxonomy places the organism in Eukaryota, Fungi, Ascomycota, Lipomycetes, Lipomycetales, Lipomycetaceae.
CCGACUGACCUCGGUAUUCCAGACAAUGGCAGCCAACACCUCGCUCAGCAGCAUGAUUCGCGCGGUAGGAUCAAAGAGAGGAUUUUAUACGAGCAUUUUAAGUAGCAGAGCCGUCAGACCAGCCGCGUCCUUCAACUUGUCUACGUCUACGUGUCGCCUAUUCUCUGCGGCAGCGCCGACCAACUUCGCCGCGAGCCCGCGCCGGUCGUCGAUAGUCAGUCUGUCGACGGUGCUGAUAGCAGCGGCAUCGCUUGCAGCAGGCGCGGCAGCCGGGUUCCGGUUUUCGCCGCUUGAGCUGUACACAGGCCGAUCUGCGCCGCUGCCGGCGGCCGGCAGUCCCGAGGAAGCCGCGUUCAUCGCUGCGAUCGAGAAGGAGCUGCAGAGUUCGCGCGUGGUGCAGAAGAUGCGGGCGACGGAAGGGUAUGUUGAGCGGCGGAUGUGGGCUGAUGUGCCUCAGAAGUAUCUCGAUUCCGGGUUUUUGUCGGGCUCGUUGCGCGGGCCGGGGAAGUUUGCGGUGCCUGGGAUUGUGUUUGUGAACGAGGAGGAGAAGAAGGUUGUUUCCGUCAUUCACUGCGGACGGAAGGUGUGUGGGUUUCCGAGGAUUGUGCACGGUGGAGUGAUUGCCUCUUUGUUGGACGAGUGCCUGGCUCGAGCAGCGAUUCUUCCACUUCCGGCUCACACGGCCGUGACUGCAAACUUGACGGUCAACUACCGGCGCCCUACGCAGGCCGAUCAGGUCAUUUCGAUCGAGACCGAGGUCACCGAGAACACUGAUCGCAAGUCGCUGGUGUCUGGUGUCGUUAAAUCGGCACAUGGAGAGAAACUGGCAGAGGCCACGGCGGUGUUUGUAGUGCCGAAGCAUUACAAGCUGCAGAGUUUAGCCAGCAUGUAAUCGUCAUUUGUGGUUGAUUAUAUAUAGGACGAAUAAGAAAAAUAG